GUGUGUGUGUAACUCUCUCAUUUUCACCGCACUUUGCUUUUCAUCCAUCACGCUAUAAUUCCCUCUUUCUCUCUCCCUCCAACAAAACCAUGAAGACCAAAGUGGAACAGAGUUUCUCGGACUUCUACGAGGAGUGGAUGGAUCAGCUGGAACAACAUCUCCAAAACCUUCAGAAGGUGGUGUCCAAAUUAGACGCACAAGACCAUGAUCAUGAUCAGGACGAAACAGAUCAGGACCCACUUCAGGCUCUGGUAUCGACGGUCACAGCCCAUUAUAAGAACUACUACACUGUCAAAUGGGCCGCGGCUCACGAAGACGUUCUGGCUUUCUAUUGUCCAGUGUGGUUGAGUCCAUUGGAGAAUGCUUGUUCAUGGAUAACGGACUGGAAGCCUUCCAUGGUGUUCCGGCUCAUCGAGUCCCUCAGCAAGGCUCGCCUUCAAGGCUCCAACCUCGCGGACCUGACCGAUGAGCAGGUGAAGAAGAUCGAGGAGCUGAGGGUGAAGAUCAGGAUGGAGGAAGAGAAAGUGGAGAGCGAAAUGGAGAGGCAGCAGAUGGCAAUUGCCGACAGGAAAAUGGUGGAGCUUUCGAGGCUGGCGACGAAGAUCAGGAAUGGGGAAACGACGUAUCAGAUAGAAGGGCUGGUGGAGGUGGCCAUCAAAGGGCUGCUUAGUGGGCUUGAGAGGGUGAUGAAGGCUGGGGAUUGCGUGAGGCUCAAGACUCUCAAGGUUGUGUUGGAAAUACUUGGACCCUUGCAGUGUGUGCGUUUCUUGGCUGCUAUGUCUAUGCUUCAGAUUCAGAUUAGGAAGUGCGGAAAGAAACGUGCCGCUGCUACUACUACUACCACUGGAGAAUGACCUCUCGUUUGGUGUUGUGUACAAUGCCGAACCAGAGAUGAGCUUUGGGGGGGUGUUAAAUAGGUGUCAUUUCGUUUUCAUUUUCGUUUAUUUUUUUGUUUUCUGUUUUAGUUUAGCUAAUGAAAGGUAUCGUACUGGAGGAGUGAAAUUGAAUAGCUUGGUUUACAAAGAAACUAGCUAGUUAGUGAAAAUGGAAAAUAGGGAGACCUCAGUAACCCAAAAAAUAAAUAAAUAAAUAAAUAAAAAUAAAAAGAGAAAAAGAAACUUGUACGAAGUUUCUGUUCUUUGUUGUC
This is a messenger RNA of Ziziphus jujuba (common jujube), 1147 nucleotides long. RefSeq names its product protein DOG1-like 4. Gene Ontology annotation, molecular function: sequence-specific DNA binding. Lineage: Eukaryota; Viridiplantae; Streptophyta; Magnoliopsida; Rosales; Rhamnaceae. The transcript has a single exon. Gene Ontology annotation, biological process: DNA-templated transcription. Bases 90 to 854 code for a protein of 254 amino acids. The record is from RefSeq and is a predicted model, not a curated record.